CCUGUUUUGAAACUGUCUCAUUGCUAUUUCUUUCUCAAUAAAUCUAAUAAAUAAAAAAGAAAGUAGAAAUUAAAGGAAAGUUGUUGAUAAAGCAAAGCAGCUACUGUGUAGUCUACCUUUAUGGAAUUGACUGCAUAAAAACUGUAAGUUUAUGUGAAAAAAAGAGAUUACAUACUAAAAUAGAUAUUUAGUGCCUAUGUCAUAGAUGUUUCUUUUCACUAUUUUUAGUAGCUUUAAAGAAAAAUUCAUUGACCAAUUUUCAAACAAGAGGUACAGUGAUAUAUCUAAUAAGGUAUAAGGCAAAAGGUUGGGAAAGAAUAGGACUAGCAGGGUCUGGGUCAUAAAACUUGUUUGAUUGCAUCUGAAAUCACUUGGUUUUCUUAGGAUUGACAUAAUUGAUCAUAUUCCUUUGACACUGUAGCCCAACUGUAGCCACCCAUAAGGGACUUAGUUGUCUACACCCCUAGUUUUAAAGUAUUAAAGUUGAUACCACUCCAUAGUAUGAACACUAAAGCUAGCAUAACUCAACAACCAAAAGGGCUUAGCAGUGAGAAGCUGUUAAGAAUGUUAUAUAAACUUUCUCAUAAAACUGCUCUGACCAUGCAGCAAAUAAAGUUUAGCAAUCACAAAAAAUAAGGACAUGAUAUGCUUACAAAUCCUUACUUUAUAUUUAUACCAACACCUUCCCCCAAAAGCGAAGGUAUGUUUCAAGAUUUUGUCUUUAUUCUUAGUGUUUAAUAUUUUAACUCCUUCCUUUCACACGCUUAAGAUAGUUCUGAUUUGCUUCGUCGUGUAAUCACAGAUAUGCUAAACAAAUCCCCGCCUUCUGGGAGGCCCAGGCAGGAAGAUUGACAUUAGGAGCUCAGACCGGGCAAUUUACGGUCUUAUACUCUGUCUCAAAAUAAAAAAUGUUAAAAGCCAGAGAUACAGCUCAGUGUGAAGGCUCUCGGUUCAACUCCCCAUUACCACCACCAACCCGCCGCCCCCCAGACACACACACUUGGAAUAGUAACCAACAAACCAGCAUUAUUUGCUUUCCUUUAUCUAAAGUCCUCACACUAGCACCUUGCAGGGAACACCCCAUGACUUAGCAAUGGCAACAUCUGUGCCUUGAACGGCAGCUCUGCGCCUCAUCUUGCUUGUCCUCGUAAACGUAGACUGUAAAGGAUUCACGACCUUGCGCCAAGCAGGAGGCCGUUAGGCGGGCGGCUCGCAGGCCGGGAGGCCUCGUUCCGCUGACCCAGCAGUGCGCCGCGGGGCCGGCUUCUGGCGCGGCCCGGGGCCAGCGCGGUUAUUUACGACUGUGCAGUCGGGUUGGAGAAGCAGGGCCAAGGACAGCCUGCGGGCGCCGUCGCCCGCGGGGUGAGCCCGGGCUCCGGCCGCCCCGGCGCGCCAAGGGCAGCGGGUCGCGCUCGCACUGGUCGCGCUCUGGCUGCGGCGAGGCUCCCGCACGCCCGACUUCUCGCGAGCUUUCGCCGCGCUCCCCCGGCGCCCCCGCCCCCGCGCCGCUGCCCGCGGCUUCGCGAUGGCUGCGCUGCGGAGGCUGCUGUGGCCGCCACCCCGGCUGCCGCCGACGCUGGCCUCUCACCAGCCCUUCCUGGGGCCGUGGGAGCGGCCUGCGGGGACCGCCGGGCCGGGCCGCGCCUUCUCCUGCAGGGAGGAUGAGGAGCGGGCGGUGGCGGAGGCGGCGUGGCGGCGGCGGCGGCGGCGGCGCUGGGGAGAGCUGAGCAUCGCGGCGGCGGCCGGCGGGGGUCUGGUCGGCCUCGUGUGCUACCAGCUCUACGGGGACCCCAGGGCCGAGCCCCGGCGCGCGCUGCUGCCCGGCCGCCCCUCGGAGAGCGCGGCCGCCGAGUCCGAGGACGCGCCCCACGGCCGGGGGCUGCUGCCCAUCCCAGUCGCCGCUGCCAAGGAGACGGUUGCUGUUGGAAGAACGGAUAUUGAAGACUUAGACCUGUAUGCUACAUCUCGAGAGAGGCGAUUUCGUUUAUUUGCUUCUAUAGAAUGUGAAGGGCAGUUAUUCAUGACACCAUAUGAUUUUAUUUUGGCUGUUACAACAGAUGAGCCCAAAUUUGCUAAAACGUGGAAGUCACUUUCCAAACAGGAAUUAAGUCAGAUGCUCUCAGAAACACCACCAGUUUGGAAGGGAUCAUCAAAGCUAUUUCGAAAUCUUAAAGAAAGAGGUGUGAUUUCUUAUACUGAGUAUCUUUUUCUUUUAUGUAUUUUAACAAAGCCACAUGCUGGUUUUAGAAUAGCUUUCAACAUGUUUGACACUGAUGGCAAUGAGAUGGUGGAUAAAAAGGAGUUUUUGGUGCUUCAGGAGAUAUUCAGGAAAAAAAAUGAAAAGAGAGAAACUAAAGGAGAUGAAGAGAAGCGUGCGAUGCUGCGUCUUCAACUUUAUGGAUACCAUUCUCCUACUAAUAGUGUACUUAAACCAGAUGCUGAGGAACUUGUCUCCAGAAGCUAUUGGGACACACUGAGACGAAACACAAGCCAAGCGCUCUUUUCAGACCUCGCAGAGCGUGCUGAUGACAUCACAAGUUUAGUAGCAGAUACUACACUUCUUGUCCACUUUUUUGGAAAGAAAGGAAAAGCUGAGCUCAACUUUGAAGAUUUUUAUAGAUUCAUGGAUAACCUCCAAACAGAAGUGCUAGAAAUAGAAUUCCUUUCCUAUUCUAAUGGAAUGAAUACUAUCAGUGAGGAAGAUUUUGCUCAUAUUCUUUUACGAUAUACAAAUGUGGAAAAUACAUCAGUAUUUUUGGAAAAUGUACGUUACAGUAUACCGGAAGAGAAGGGCAUCACAUUUGAUGAAUUCAGAUCAUUUUUCCAAUUUCUGAACAACCUAGAAGACUUUGCAAUAGCCCUAAAUAUGUAUAACUUCGCAAGUCGUUCUAUUGGUCAAGAUGAAUUUAAACGUGCUGUCUACGUAGCUACUGGACUGAAACUUUCACCACAUUUAGUGAACACUGUAUUCAAGAUUUUUGAUGUUGACAAAGAUGACCAAUUAAGUUAUAAAGAAUUUAUUGGAAUUAUGAAGGACAGACUCCAUAGAGGAUUCCGGGGUUAUAAGACUGUCCAGAAGUAUCCUACUUUCAAAUCCUGUCUGAAAAAAGAACUUCAUAGCAGAUAAAUACUUCUAAAGCAAACUUUAAGGAACUAUUAUCUGACAAACACAGAAGCAAAACUUUCUUCGAGUGGAAGCAAGUCUGAGAUCAGAACAUGUAGAAAAUGAAGGAAAAGGUGAAAAGUUAUGAAAUUUCUGUUUUCUUGAAAGAAAUUCUUAAAGAGAGAAAACGCAUCUUCUAUGUUUUGUAUAAACAACUUCAGCUUUUCCCUUCAUUUACUGAACGCUGCACUUUUUCAUUCCUUUCAGAAGUAUGAAGAUACUUAGAAUAACUAUGUAAGAAUAUAUUUAAAUAUUUCUAUUUAUUUAUCAGAACUUUGCCUCAUUUCAAAGUAAUUUAUGACUGAUAGAAUGCAGAUCACCUAAAAAUGAACAAAACAUUUUCUUUGGCUUUGAACUGUGAACUUAUUUGGAAAAUGCAUAUGGCUUCCUAUUUACUUUUAUGCCCUUACAAUUGUUAGUAAAUCCCUAUUGUUUGCCAGGUUUUCAAGUAUAUUGAAAUAAUUUGAGGAAAAUAGGUAGAAAUUAAGGUACUAAAUAACAUGAUGAUGGUUUACAUUGUGCUUUUAACUUUUAAAAGUACUUAAGUAACAUUUAUUGUGUGACUUGUAAAAUUUUUGUUAUUGUUGUUAUUCAUUUACCAAAGCCAAUGGAAAGAAUGUCUGGUCUCCUUUUAGGUGUAGUAUAAUAAAUUUAAGAUGUAGAGCUUUUUUCUCAAUUAUAUUGAUAAUUAAAAGCAGGUCAGCUGUAAUAGUAGACAGUCAUUAUUGUUUUAAACAUGAUGCUGCUCCUAAUUAUAGGUGAUAUAUGUAAUGCUAGUAAAAGUAAUAUUCUACAGCUUUGUAACUUAUUCCAUAUUGUUAAUAUAUGUCUUGAUACCAAAAUUAAUGUUAUAAAUUAAUAAUAAAAAAUAGUUUAAAAGACUGAUGUAUGUUUAGGCAGAAGUUAAUGUCUUCUUUCUUUCUGAAGGACCACAUGCAAAAGAUGCCAGUAAUAAUAACUUAAAUAUAAUUUGUUAUUUCCAAAACCAUAUGUCUUCAAACAGAAAAUACUUUCUUUUGAAAAACCAUAAAACUAGGUUUUCAAAUGGAGAAAUAAUUUGAUAUUUAAUAGAAAUCUGUUUAAAGAUAUAUAAGGAUAUUAAUACAAAAUUAGUGCAAUAAUUUAAGUAUUGCAUGUGGAAUAUAGUUCAAUUAUCUUCUUUCCUAAGGCAUACUUAAUGAUGUUACAUACACUCCAAUUAUUGUAUUGCUUUUGCAUAUAAAAAUUCCUAGUAAACACUGAGUUUGUUUUUCUGUUAAUAAAUGUGAAUUUGUAUCAUCUUA
Messenger RNA from Octodon degus (degu), 4446 nucleotides. It is a transcript of the gene Micu3, whose product is annotated as mitochondrial calcium uptake family member 3. The record is from RefSeq and is a predicted model, not a curated record. The coding region runs from base 1526 to 3127 and encodes 533 amino acids. Gene Ontology annotation, molecular function: calcium ion binding. Gene Ontology annotation, biological process: mitochondrial calcium ion homeostasis; calcium import into the mitochondrion. Gene Ontology annotation, cellular component: uniplex complex. Lineage: Eukaryota; Metazoa; Chordata; Mammalia; Rodentia; Octodontidae. The transcript has 15 exons.